AUGUUAUCCAUUCUUUUAUUCCUCUUAUUUUUUUCGAUUCCGUUUUCGGUUUCUCAAGAUGGAAUUGAUUCGGAAGAUUAUAAUGAUGUGGUGAAAGAUCCUGAGGAGGUUGAGGUUAAUAAAACGCAUAAUCAAGUACUUGGGGUACUUCAGGCGGCUUUGUUGAAGAAAUAUGACACACAUCGGAGGCCUGUCGUGUGAGUUUUUGAAUUAAUUUGAUUUUUACAUGCCUAAUCAGACCAUGAAUAAGGUUCGUCUAGUUGUUGGAAAUUUUUGAAUUAGACCGAAAUUCCACAGCCAUCUUGAAAACCAGGUCGGAAAAAGAAAUCGACGUUCAGGAUUUUUAUUUUCAGAAAUGGAAGUAGGACAACAGAAGUAAAACUUUUCCUGCAUAUAACACAUAUUUCGAUUGAUGAAAAGGAUCAAAGUAUGCGAGUUAUGGGACAUGCUUUUAUGGUAACUUUUUCAUUUAAUUUUACUUAUACCAAACGACCUUUCUUGCAGACCUGGACGGAUGAAUUUCUUGGUUGGGAUAUUACAAAACACAGUGUCGAACGUGUCCAAUUCAAUCGAUGGGAUGUUUGGAAACCAAAUAUCAAAAUUAUGAAUUCAAUAGAAGGAAGUGAAUACAGUUUCGGUGGAAAUACGAAAGUGACAGCAGUCAAUCUAGGGAAAGACAAGGGAGCAAGAAUGGAGACAAGUCCUUCGUUUAAUUUUAAACUGGCUUGUGAAUUCGAUUUCUACAGAUAUCCAAAUGAUAUCAAUUCUUGCCCAAUCAAGUUUUUCACACCUUUACCGAUGUCAGAAGUUAACUUGAAAUAUUUUGAAAGCGGAAAUAAACAUACUAUGAAACUUGGUAAGUUUGUGAUUGUUGAGUAUUGACAAUCUAAUUGAUUAUGUUUUCCAGUUUGGGGUACUGAAGUUACUGCCGAAUCAAAAACAAUAGUUUCGGAUUAUGAAAUCAUAACUAUUAUCGGGCGACAAUUUUAUAUUGGAAUAAAUAAUAAUGAAGUCACAAGCGAUGCUCCAGUCAUAUCAACUGAAUAUUCUGAUUAUUUCUCGCUUCUCCAUUCGGUGAUCUUUUUCAAACGACAUUCUCCGUUGUUUUUCUCCGGAAUUUUGAUGCCAAGUUUGGUGAGUUCAUUGAUUUUAUGAAUGAUUUUCAGAGGAAUACGUUUUGAUUCAAAAAUUCCACAUGAAAAAUAUUUGUUUCAGAUUUGUGCUACUUUCAACACUCUCUCAUUCAUUAUUCCAACUCUCAGUCUUGCCUGUUAUACACUUAUGUCAACUAUGUUUAUUCAACUAAUCUUCUUGCAAGAUAUAAUCAAAAAAAUUCCCCUUGCAAUGAGUUAUUCUCCUCCGUGCAUCAAAUUCUAUUCACUUAUUAUGAUUUCAACUAUUUUGAGCUUGGCAAUUCAUUUCAUUUUCAUGAUUCUUGUCAAUUGUCGUAAAGAAGUGCCCGAAUCAUUCUUAGGGAUCAAUAGAAUCCGAUCAUACCUUCCGGAUUCUUGGAAAAUCGAAAAAGAUAGUCUUGAUAAAUCGUGGACAACUUGGAUCAAUACACUUCGCCCAAUUUUGGCCGCAUUUUUCUUGAUAAUUUAUAUCAUCGCAUUUUUUGAUUACAUAGUUUUUGGUUAG
Caenorhabditis angaria is the source of this 1638-nucleotide messenger RNA. The record is from the annotation of a GenBank genome assembly. Lineage: Eukaryota; Metazoa; Nematoda; Chromadorea; Rhabditida; Rhabditidae.